AACGACAAACGUUGUUCAGAACGCAAUACAAUAUUGUCCCUUGCUUGGUUUAAGUUUGGUUCUAUUUAGCGAAAGAAAUGAAGGUUCUAGUUGUGUUUGCCUUGAUCGCGGUGGUCGCGGUAUUCGCCGAUACUAAGGUCCUUAAGUUCGAGAACGUACAGGACGGAGAGGGAACGUACAAGUUCGCAUAUGAAACUGAUGAUGGAACGUCCCGGGUGGAGCAGGGUGACCAGAAAGGCGAAGAUUUGACGGUGCAGGGUAAUUUCAAAUUCACUGCCGAUGACGGUCAGGAAUACAAGGUCAAAUACGUGUCGGAUGGAAACAACGGUUUCCGUGCCGAGGGCGAUCACAUCCCAAAUGAGUAUGUUGACAAACUGUCUAGUCUGUAAGCAGUGGAAGGAGUCGUAAUAAAGAUGCCGUGAUAAGUGUCAUAGAAUAAAAUCAUUCAUUAAAUUCUAAAAAAUGGCUA
Molecule: messenger RNA, 469 nt
Organism: Topomyia yanbarensis
Lineage: Eukaryota; Metazoa; Arthropoda; Insecta; Diptera; Culicidae
Product: endocuticle structural glycoprotein ABD-5-like
Exons: 2
Coding region: 78-389 (103 amino acids)
Cellular component (GO): chitin-based extracellular matrix
Molecular function (GO): structural constituent of chitin-based larval cuticle
Source: RefSeq, a predicted model, not a curated record